UCUAUUGUUUUGAGUCAGUGGAUCAGUUGUCAUCCAUGCCCUCACCUAAGAAGCAAUGAUUCCAAUUCUUCUUGGCAUCUGAUUUUAUUCUAAUGGGUUAAAUUAGAUUCAGUUUUACAAUUAUCCGAGCUUUGGCUGCGUUGUAUUGUAUGACAACUCCCAAUUUCAUCAGGUUUGGCAAUGCGAGGUUAUUCCAUACAUCCGUACAUCAUAUCACAUCACAUGAGGCUGAAGUCUGCUGUUUAGAGACUCCAUUUGAGAGGGGUUGUUUUUAUGAAAGUGGGAAGGGUUGUUACAUUCCAGGGCUGGUUCGGGACGAUUUUUUAAAAAAGUACAGAGGUGGCCCCAACACAGAGGAGCAGCUGCUCAGCUGUGAAUAGGCAAAGAGCGAAAUGAUGACAUGAUGGGGAAAUAGUGCAAUAUUUUAACAGCCCUCCAGUCCUGGCUGCUUUUUAAAAAACAAACCCUAAUAUGUUAUUUGCUUUACUAGUUUUAUUUACAACACGCUCCCCAUUAGCACCUCCCCUGAUUACUGAGGAGGGAGCGCUAUAUCAGGAGAGAUUACUGAGAGAGCUAUGCCCGGAAAAUCCCGCAAACCAGCUGCCUUGGGGAGGUGGGUUUUCUUUUUUUCCACGCUUUUUUGUUUAUUUGUUUUGUUUAAAAACAUUUUGAAGAGUAAACACAAAAGUAAAGGGCAGGUAUAAAGUGUCUGUUGGUAAGAGGUCAGAGGUUAGAAAUUCACGUCAAUUCUGUGGUAGAGGCUGUGGCGUGGGGCAGGGAGAGGAAAAUAUAUUUCCACCAAGCAGCUUGUUGAUUUUAAUUAACACAGGGAUUCUCUGCUAGGAACAAGGAACAACCUCCAUCUACUGGCUAGAUCUCUACGUCUCCUCUCCUUCCAAAACCCCAUUCCUCACUCAUUAGGAAGGGAACAGUUUGGGGGGAAACUGCUAAGGUCUUAAGGAAGCCCUCGGUGCUUGUGCAAAGAGAAGCCACUAUUGCAAUCUCCCUCUGCCUGCGCCGUGCGCCUUGGUGUAGACAUUUUGGAUGAUCUAAAGACUCUGGGGUCUGUAUAUGGAAAUAGUGGGGUGCAGAGCAGAAGAAAAUACUUGUCCUUUCCGUCCCCCAGCCAUGCUUUUCCACGGAAUCUCCGGAGGCCACAUCCAAGGAAUCAUGGAGGAGAUGGAGAGGAGAUCCAAGACCGAGUCCCGCCUGGCCAAAGGCGGACAAAUGAACGGCCGGGAAACGAACAUGCCCCCAAUGAGCCCCGAGAAGCCUGCUUUGUGUGCUGGUUGUGGAGGGAAGAUCUCAGACAGAUAUUACCUGCUGGCUGUUGACAAACAAUGGCACCUCAGGUGUCUUAAAUGCUGUGAAUGUAAACUGGCUUUGGAGUCAGAACUCACCUGCUUUGCCAAGGACGGCAGUAUUUACUGCAAGGAGGAUUAUUACAGGUUCUCCGUGCAGAGAUGUGCCCGCUGCCACCUUGGGAUCUCAGCCUCUGAAAUGGUCAUGAGAGCCAGGGAGUCGGUUUAUCACUUGAGCUGCUUCACCUGCACCACCUGCAACAAGACUCUGACCACAGGGGAUCACUUUGGCAUGAAGGACAACCUGGUUUACUGCAGGGCCCAUUUCGAGACCCUUUUGCAAGGCGAAUACCCGCCUCAGUUGAGCUAUACUGAGCUGGCUGCCAAGAGCGGAGGGCUGGCACUGCCUUACUUCAAUGGCACUGGCACAGUCCAGAAAGGGAGGCCCAGGAAGAGAAAAAGCCCAGCUCUAGGAGUGGACAUCGUCAGUUACAACUCAGGUUGUAAUGAAAAUGAGACGGAUCACCUGGACAGGGACCAGCAGCCUUACCCCCCGUCCCAGAAGACUAAGCGCAUGCGCACUUCCUUCAAACACCACCAGCUCCGCACCAUGAAGUCCUACUUUGCUAUCAACCACAACCCAGAUGCCAAGGACCUCAAGCAGCUUGCCCAGAAAACGGGCCUGACCAAGAGAGUUCUGCAGGUUUGGUUCCAAAACGCAAGAGCCAAAUUCAGAAGGAACCUUUUGCGGCAGGAGAAUGGGGGUGUCGAUAAAGCUGAUGGCACGUCACUUCCGGCACCGCCCUCAGCAGACAGCGGCGCUCUCACUCCACCCGGCACUGCGACCACUUUAACAGACCUGACCAAUCCCACUAUCACUGUAGUGACAUCAGUGACCUCUAACUUGGACAGCCACGAAUCCGGGAGCCCCUCACAAACUACCUUAACGAACCUUUUCUAACAUUUGAAUUUUUUUUUGAUUCUUCUUCUUCUUUAUUAUUAUUAUUUACAAGACUCUUUAUUUUUUUUUUUAAACAAACCCACAAAAUAUUUGGGAAAACAAACAGCUUGGUGUGUAGCAUCUGCAGCCACUUGGCAAAUGAGUUUGCAGUAAUAUGUCUCCAUUAUAAAUGAACAUAUUUUGUCUAUAAAUUGUAUUUGGAUUUUUUUUAAUUCAUCAGACAAUUGAAAGGAAAGUUAUGAAGCAUUCUAAUAAGUGCCUCUUAAAAUUGUAUGUUACUUAUUUCCAGAAUCUUGGGGGGAGGAGAGGGAGAAAGCCUCUGACAGUUCAUUUAAAGCCAAUAGUUUGCUACUCCAGGAUUGUAUAUGCAUUUAUGGAGUUUCCGAGUCCUAAGUCUAAUUUUAUUUUUAUAAUACAUGUUCAAGUUUCAUACUAUGUAUUUUUCACACCUACAAAACAAAUCAAAUUAGGAAUUGGAAUAGACAGAGGCAUUCCAAGUGUCAAUGCUGCUUCUUCUUUUUGUAUAAAUCUUAGUUAUGAGCUUGACCCUAUAUUCAUUGAGCACCCAAAAUUCCCACACAAGUUAAUAAUCUCAACCCUGCAAGACAUUCAUCCAUGUGGAAUGUCCAUUGACACCAAUGGGAGUGGGGCACGGAUGAAGGAUUUGCAUGAUUAGGCUUAAUGGGAGUGGUGUGUAGGUAAGGAGGGCAAGAUCAGGCCCUUAGUCUGUGAAUUCUGCAUUAUGCACACCAAAGGCCCUAAUCCUACAAACGCUUAUGCUCCAGAGUAACUUUACUUAUGUAAGGAGGCUCACUAAGGUAUACACCAGAGGAACUAUUCAAAUGAGGAGUCUCAUUGAUUUCAAUGAGUUUUUUCAUAUAAGUAAGGUUACUCUGUUGCAUGACUGUUUGCAGGAUUGGGCCACAGGCUGAAUAAUUCAAUAUAAGUUUUAGUAUUGCCUAGGCAAAAUUUCAUUUUUUUUCCUCUCUGCCAUCAAUGCCACUGAUUUUAAUUUAAAAAAUAAAUAAAUGAAAACAGUUAACUCUAUACGGCCCUGAUCCUGCACCAUUAAAGCCAAUGGGAGAUUUGUCAUUAACUUUAGUGAGUGUAGGAUAAAGUUCUAAAAGUAUACAUAUGUUUAUUACUAAGGCAAUUCUCAAUGAAUUAAACUUUUUCAGGGAAGAUGGAAAUAAGCAAAAUAUAAUUUAUUAAGAUGUUUAAGGAAACUGAUUUUAGGACAUUUUAUUCAUGCUAUUUUGAAUUUAUUUUAGAUGUUUCAUGAGAUUGUAUCAGACACUUUGUUUAAUACAUGAACUUAAAUCUUUAGUACAUUAAUAUUUCUAAUAUAUACUUUAGUUUUUUAACUUUUGUAUAAAAGAAAAAAGCGUUAGAAGAAUUCUUAUGAAAUUUGGAAUUGGCAGUGGAUAGCUUUGAGGCAGAUAAACUCAGAAGACCUUGUGGAUGCUGAUCUAAAUACAUUUCCUAGUUUACAAUAGUCAUUUUUUUUUCUUUUUCUUUUUUUUUUUAAUUUUAAUUAAACUAAAAGUCUGAAUGGUCUGGGCAGUGGUGAAUGUUCAUUUGUUCCCCUUUAUUGCAGUUAAAAAUAAUUAGAUUGUGGAAAGUCUGAGACACAAAAACAAAAAAACAGUCAAGAUCUACAUCUUGCUUUUAGUGGAUUGUUAAGAAUAACUUUGCACAUAGAAUCCACUUUUUAGACCCCAUCAAAUCUCUCUUUUGGUGGUGAAAGUGGCUAUUUAAUAUAUUUUAAAGGUGUCCUUUUUGGCUGUAUAAAUGUGUGGUUACAUAUUGACAGUUCACUGCCCACAUUAAAGUGCAUUAUUGUAACUUUUGCUCAGGGUUUUUAGAAAAUUAGCACAGAAAAGUAGCUUAUUUUUUAAAAAAAGAUGAUGGAAGAGAUGUUAACACUGUAAUAGAAGAAAGGUGUGUUUGCCAUUAUAUAUUUAGCAAGUAUGGUUAUCAUCUUCUAUGGAGCUUAAAUCUUGACUUUUCAUAUUUCUAUUACCUUAUGGGCAUUUACCACUAACCAGACCAAACAACCUUGGUAAGGCUGAUAUCUUUAUUAAUACACUUUUACAGGUAAAAAUAUUGAUACUUAUAAAUUUUGUUCUUUGACAGAACAAUAUAUGGUACUAUAGAUCUACUUUAUUAAGUAGACUAAUUAUAACUCAGUUCUACUAUGUGCCUUAUGAUAUAACUUGGGAGUAAGUUUGUGAAAAAUCAGGAUAUAUGUGUUGUUUGUUAAAUUAACUGUUUUAAGCCCUUUUGACACCUCACUAGUUUUGUACUGUUUUACCUCUUAUUUCUGAAACUCUUUUUAUGGUGUAUCCUGUUAGAGGGGACAAACAUGUCAUAGAAAGCAGUUGUGCACUCUUUCAGAUAUAGUUGAUAAAUUCAAUAAUCUUAUAUAUUGAGCUUCGUGUUUAUAGUACAGUAAGUGGUCUAGCAAAAUUGUCCAUGUUUCUUUGUUUAUUGAUAAAUGCAUUGUAUAGAAACUAUUUCCCCUAAAUAUUUAUGGACCAAACAAUUGUGAUAUAUCCUAUUAAAUUUGUGUGAAUAAAUCAUUUUGGAUCCAAGGAGUUUUAUUUCCCAUCAGUUUUUUUUAAAAUUUAAAGUCUACCUGUAUCUAUGUGUCUGCAUUUUUAUUAUGAAUGAAUGAAUGAAUGGUGUUAAACAUGGGAACGCAAGCUUAUAAAUGUGAUUUCUUUUUAGGUUUUCACUUUCUUCAUAGUAAAUGUACUUACCAUUGAUGGCGCAACUUAGGCGUUAAUUUUAAAUCCCCCCCCCUUUUUUUUUUGCACAUGAAAAGUAAUGCCCCACUGAUUUGAUAUUGCAACCUUAUUUUAGGAUUUUAAAAAUCAGAUAACUAGCAGCUACAGUAAUUGCAUGAAAAAUAUAACAAAUAAUGAUGAUGAAAUUAAUCAAGAUUUAAUGCUAGGUAUAUUGAACACAAACUAGAAUUGCAGACCCCUAAAAGCCAGGUUGCUCUGUAGUUUAAUAAAUUGUCACUAUGAU
Messenger RNA from Dermochelys coriacea (leatherback sea turtle), 5295 nucleotides. RefSeq names its product LIM homeobox 9 (gene LHX9). NCBI's taxonomy places the organism in Eukaryota, Metazoa, Chordata, Testudines, Dermochelyidae. The transcript is spliced from 6 exons. Gene Ontology annotation, molecular function: DNA-binding transcription factor activity, RNA polymerase II-specific; RNA polymerase II transcription regulatory region sequence-specific DNA binding. Gene Ontology annotation, cellular component: nucleus. Bases 1072 to 2262 code for a protein of 396 amino acids. The record is from RefSeq and is a predicted model, not a curated record. Gene Ontology annotation, biological process: neuron differentiation; regulation of transcription by RNA polymerase II.